Messenger RNA from Amphibalanus amphitrite, 3498 nucleotides. RefSeq names its product degenerin mec-4-like. The transcript has 10 exons. Gene Ontology annotation, molecular function: ligand-gated sodium channel activity. The record is from RefSeq and is a predicted model, not a curated record. NCBI's taxonomy places the organism in Eukaryota, Metazoa, Arthropoda, Thecostraca, Balanomorpha, Balanidae. Gene Ontology annotation, cellular component: membrane. Gene Ontology annotation, biological process: sodium ion transmembrane transport. Bases 1 to 2235 code for a protein of 744 amino acids.
AUGGCGGCACGCGGCGGUCGGCCCACCUCGCUCGGAGCUGUGAUCUCUGAGGUCAGCGACCAUGCCUGGUCGGCCACCGGCAUCGGCGGCUUGUCUCACGCGCACGGCGCGCGCCUGCCGCUGAUGCGACUGCUCUGGCUGGUCCUGUUUCUGGUCGGGCUAGCGCUAACGGCCAUCGACGUACGCAGGGUGGUCCUAGAGUACCUGAGCUCGCCGCACGUGACCAAGACGGAUACCAAGUACGAGACGACCGUACCGUUUCCAUCGGUGACUGUUUGUAAUCAGAACCAGGUGGACUGCCUGCUCCUGCUGAAGCACUCAAUGGAUCCGCGCUACACGGCUGUUCUGAGUCGCGUGCUGAUACUGUCUGACUGCCUGGAGGAGGAUGCGCUUUCCUGUCCUCUCGUGUGGGACACUGUGGCCAGUUCGGCCAAUGAGCAAUUGAUCGACGACACAGAACCCUUUUGUCUGGGGUGUGGACGCUGCAAGGGCCUCAGAGACCACAUCGCAAAGGAGCAGGAGUUUAACAGAUCGGUAGAAAGCAUAACAGCGUUGUACCGUCACAUGGGAUGUCAGUCGACCUGUCUGGCGGACAGUGCUGACGAGGAGCCUGACGAAGACGACGGGAGGGGUUCGGAGAGAAACCAGCCGCCAGAUGUAAUGGCUACGGCAACUGGAGGAACUGACACGGCUGGUGGCGGGGAUCGAGUGGCCGGCACUAAUUCAUCAACGAAUGAAGACUCCACUACCGAGGAUGGUAUCUCUGGAAGAAACGGCACAAUGUCGGGAAACACCAGGACAGAAGAUGGAGCCAUCAGUGGCAAUGGCACUUUGGCCGGAAGUACACCAGACGCCAUUAUUAGAACUGCGCGAGUGAAGCGCAAAGCUUCACCCGAUGAUGGCGGGCCAUCCGGAGGCGACUGGCAAUCGAGCAUCGACGCCUCGUCGGUGCUGACACCCAGCCAGACGCACGACGCCUACAUGGAGUUUCUGUUCGAGUACCUGUCGCUGCCGGAGGAGCUGCGUGCUGCCGUCGGGGUGCAGUUCUCGGACCUGGUUGGCGCCUGUGUCUACUCCGGCACCGACUGCAAACAGGCGCGCUUCUUUUGGAGGUAUACUACCCCCGAGUAUGGUAAUUGUUAUACCUUCAACACCGAUAUUGUAUCAACAGCCGACUUCCAGGCCGGUACACGGAGCACAAGCUUCACGGGCGACAAACAUGGUCUGGUGAUGAUCCUGAACACGGUGCCGGACCGGUACCCCCCGGCACACACGGCCGCCUGGGGCGCGCGCGUGGUGAUCCACCCCAGCGACCAGCUGCCGGCGGUGGGGUCGGCCGGUCUCAGCCUGCCGCCACAGACCACCACCGCCUUGGCUCUCCGACAGGCAAAUGAACAGCGACUGCGAAGUCCGUACUCCGCCAAUUGCAUCUCCGAGUGGAAUGAGACCGACAUUUACCCGAAGCUUCAGCGAGACAACGAAGCUUUGGCGGUAAACCGAAUAGCCUAUUCCAAAGAGGUCUGUGAACUGUUGUGUUCCCAAAGUCAGUUCAUGCGACUAUGCGGCUGCACACACCCCCUGCUUCCGACGUAUUUCGGUAACCGGACAGAGUCGGAGCAGCCACUGCCACAUUUGCCACCCUGCCAGAUGUUCACCAAUGGUAACCAUUCCGAAUGUGUUGAUGAUGUUCAAGAUCAACUGAACCGACAAGAACUGACGUGCAAAUGUCCGUUGGCGUGCCAGGAUACUUCCUACGACAUUCUGUCCUCUUCCGCACGUUGGCCACAAAACUUGGUAAAUGCCGCUGGAAGAAUGGGCCUAUCCGGCGAUAUUCUUACCACUGCCCAGAUGAACGAAUUAGAAGAAGAAAUUCUGGAGCUGAAGGUCUAUUUUCGUACCCUGUUGACUGAAAAUAUCGAGCAAGAGGGAGAGUUUACGGGGGAAGCUCUACUAAGCACGCUUGGAGGAGCGAUGUCACUGUAUUUGGGAAUAUCUUUGGUCAUGCUGGCGGAAUUUCUUCAGUAUAUCAUUCUACUUCUCUGGGCUGUACUACGAUAUUUUGCUGGGAAAUUCAACGGCGACGCUACACGUGAGAAGAGCCAGUGGGCUACUCCUCCGCCGAGUGUUGGCGUGACCAAGGUGGUGAUCACGCGUCCAGUCGGACUGAAGCACCCGUACCUCAGCGGGGCACCGACAAACGGCGGCAGCGCCGCGCACCGCCGCAGCAACUACUGAACUGUUCUAUACAACACACCGCGCGGCGUGCGCCGCCGGCCGCAGCAACUACUGAACGCCAAACGGCGCCCACACACGCUGGGCCAGCCUGCUGGCUUCGUUAUUCACGAAAGCCGGCUAGUCUAGCGCGAAUUUUCCGUUAUUGUUGCUAACUAACGGUUUAUUGAUAAAGCUAGCACCGUUAAUAGCACCAUUUCCAAGCAAUGUCUUGGAACGGCCAUUUGCUGGCCGAUUCGGAUGCACUGGCAGCGGCCAUCAAUAAACGAAUGACGCACAGCAGUUUGCGUCUUCACAACACGAGUUGGGCGUGCACGUGCAGCCGGGGGCCUAGUCCUAUUUGAACAAUGGCACUCAUAACUAGUUUUUGCAGCAAUCGGCCUCACCCAUGGGUGAGGCCUUUAGACGCUAGUGCACUAGCGUCUAAAGUCGGUCUUCAUGAAGCACCUUAUCUUCCUUCAUGCAAGUCAAACACGAAAGGUCAUUGCCCUCACGAUAACACUCGACUUUAUCGAUAGCGCAUGUCACUUGUUACGAUCCGACAAUAACUUGGCACCGUGCAUCGAGUUUGACUUACGCUGCCGCUCGUUCUCUUUGCAAACAUGCCGACUACUUUCGACUGUUCUAUGUCAUCAGUAUGUGUCAUUGCCCCAAGGGACAUUCAGGUCAACAACUUUAACUCGGCAGUUGCCAUGGGAUAUUUCGCCACCCACCACUUUUAUGGACCUACAUGUGUGUAUGUAGGUAUAGACUAACACCAGUAAGACGCCUUUUGGGGGCGAUUAACGAGCGAGCGAAAGAGUGAGCCUUGCACGUGCGGAAGGGCGAGAGGGUACUUUGGCUUGUGCACGGCACCCCACUAACCGGUCACUAACAGUGUGCCAACUUUAGAGGCAAUCGACCCAGCCGUUCUCGAGAUCUGGGCCUCGUUUCAUAAAGCGAGUCCGUAACUUACGCCGGUUUUUGGUCUUGCAUUGCAAGUUCAUGUGAAGCGUUAAAUUUAUUUCCCCUUCUCCCUUCUGUCCUUGCUUGCAAGAUGAAUAAAUUCAACGAUUCAAACUAUCGUCAUCGCUUCACAUGCACUUGCAAUGCAAGACCAAAAACCGGCGUAAGUUACUGACUCGCUUUAUGAACUGAGGUUCAGGAAGCGGCACGCUGCACGUGCGUACGUAUAAACUGGGCCCAAAGUGACUUUUGCACGGCACUUUACCAACCGGUUUCCAAACGCUUACCAAAUUUGAGCGAAGUCGGCCCAGCCGUUCUCGA